Molecule: messenger RNA, 1473 nt
Organism: Fukomys damarensis (Damara mole-rat)
Lineage: Eukaryota; Metazoa; Chordata; Mammalia; Rodentia; Bathyergidae
Gene: Wipi2
Product: WD repeat domain, phosphoinositide interacting 2
Exons: 11
Coding region: 320-1273 (317 amino acids)
Biological process (GO): autophagy of mitochondrion; protein localization to phagophore assembly site; protein lipidation
Cellular component (GO): phagophore assembly site membrane; extrinsic component of membrane; cytosol
Molecular function (GO): protein binding; phosphatidylinositol-3-phosphate binding; phosphatidylinositol-3,5-bisphosphate binding
Source: RefSeq, a predicted model, not a curated record
CCUGGUCUAUUGUUUAUCAUUGUUCUUGGGAGGGCUAAGCUGUCUGUACCUCAGUUUAGUGGAAAGUGAUUGUUGGAUAUGUGGAGUCCAUGUAGAAGCUGACACUGAAGAUGUGUGCAUUGUAGAAAGAUUGUUCUCCAGCAGCUUGGUGGCUAUCGUUAGCCUCAAAGCUCCCCGGAAGCUGAAGGUUUGCCACUUUAAGAAGGGCACUGAGAUCUGUAACUACAGCUACUCCAACACAAUUCUGGCUGUAAAGCUCAACAGGCAGAGACUCAUUGUGUGCCUGGAAGAAUCUCUCUACAUACACAACAUUCGGGAUAUGAAGGUACUGCAUACCAUCAGGGAGACCCCCCCAAACCCUGCAGGCUUGUGUGCACUGUCAAUAAACAAUGACAACUGCUACUUGGCGUACCCAGGGAGUGCCACCAUCGGAGAGGUGCAGGUCUUCGACACCAUUAAUUUGAGAGCUGCAAACAUGAUCCCAGCUCAUGACAGUCCUUUAGCAGCGCUGGCUUUUGACUCAAGUGGAACCAAACUUGCCACUGCUUCUGAGAAGGGGACCGUGAUUAGGGUAUUUUCCAUUCCAGAGGGACAAAAACUCUUUGAGUUCCGGAGAGGAGUAAAGAGGUGCGUGAGCAUCUGCUCGCUGGCCUUCAGCAUGGAUGGCAUGUUCCUCUCUGCAUCUAGCAACACCGAGACUGUGCACAUCUUCAAGCUCGAGACUGUGAAGGAGAAGCCCCCUGAGGAGCCUACCACUUGGACUGGCUACUUUGGGAAGGUGCUCAUGGCAUCCACCAGCUACCUGCCCUCACAGGUGACAGAGAUGUUCAACCAGGGCAGAGCCUUCGCCACCGUCCGCCUGCCCUUCUGUGGCCACAAGAACAUCUGCUCCUUAGCCACAAUUCAGAAGAUUCCCCGGUUAUUGGUGGGCGCUUCCGAUGGCUACUUGUACAUGUACAACCUGGACCCCCAGGAGGGCGGCGAGUGCGCCUUGAUGCGACAGCACAGGCUGGAUGGCAGUAUGGAGACGACCAGUGAAAUCGUAGACUCUGCCUCUCACGACUGCCCCUUAGUAACACAGACCUACGGCGCCGCAAAAGGUGCUUAUGUGCCCUCUUCCCCCACGAGGCUUGGUAAGGGGCAGGACGCGAACCUGGAAGCCUACACUGAAGACCUGGGUGCCGUGGGUGGCAUGUGCCUGGAGGACGAGGCCAGCGCCCUGCGCCUGGACGAGGACAGCGAGCACCCUCCCAUGAUCCUGAGGACGGACUAGUGAAAGACAGACUCAGCAGGGGAUUCUGCAUUGCUGCUAUGGACUUUGACAUAGACUGGGGAGAGGAUGGCAGAGACUAAAAACCGUACUAGUCUAACUCCAUACUUCUGAGAAGAAGCACCGUUUCACUGCAGUGGCUUUUAAUCCUGCUUAUGAAUUUUAGCUCUUUGUUUUCUCUCUCUCUCUUUUUUUUUUUUUUU